This is a messenger RNA of Passer montanus (Eurasian tree sparrow), 1429 nucleotides long. RefSeq names its product APAF1 interacting protein (gene APIP). The transcript is spliced from 9 exons. Lineage: Eukaryota; Metazoa; Chordata; Aves; Passeriformes; Passeridae. The record is from RefSeq and is a predicted model, not a curated record. The coding region runs from base 366 to 1040 and encodes 224 amino acids. Gene Ontology annotation, molecular function: metal ion binding; methylthioribulose 1-phosphate dehydratase activity. Gene Ontology annotation, cellular component: cytoplasm.
AGUUGUUGUAAUUCAUAAAACAUUGUCACAGAGGUGAGAGGGAACACCAUCUCCUGCAUGUCCAUCAUCUUGUGACUCACUGUCACUGGAGGUUGCAAAGAUGAGGUUGGAGUAGGAGAUUCCAAACAUUAUCAAACAUGCCCCAGGCUGCCAUCUCCAGUAAUUCACCUUCCCUGUUCCCUGCUGCCUCCCCACCCUUAGUUCUGCAAGUCCAACACCACCUGGAAGCACUUCUUUCUAAGCAUCCCAGCAAAGGUUUUGGCACCAAGAUGGGUUACAUCCAAGGCACCUUAUCCCAGAGCUUUGUAGACUGUUUUAUGGUCUAGGCUGGGUAACAGGAACUGGUGGAGGAAUCAGCUUGAAACAUGGUGGGAACGGAGCUCCUCUCAGUGGCCACUGCAAAAAAAGAUAAGUCCUCAUUCUGCAAAGAGCCUUGCACAGUGCCUGCAAUUCUGUACCCAGUCACAAGGGAUGAAAUCUACAUUGCUCCUUCAGGAGUCCAAAAGGAAAGAAUACAGCCAGAAGAUAUGUUUGUUUGUGAUAUUAAUGAACAGGACAUCAGUGGUCCUCCGCUUCACAAGAAACUAAAGAAAAGCCAGUGCACACCUCUUUUUAUGAAUGCCUACACUAUGAGAGGGGCAGGCGCAGUGAUCCAUACACAUUCCAAGGCUGCUGUUAUGGCUACCCUUCUUUACCCAGGGAGUGAGUUCUCUAUUACCCAUCAGGAGAUGAUAAAAGGAAUCCAGAAGUGUACUUCAGGAGGCUAUUACAGAUAUGAUGAUACACUAGUGGUUCCUAUUAUUGAGAAUACACCAGAAGAGAAGGAUCUCAAGGACAGGAUGGCACGUGCAAUGGAAAAAUACCCAGACUCUUGUGCUGUCCUGGUCAGGCGUCACGGUGUUUAUGUGUGGGGAGAGACAUGGGAAAAAGCCAAAACAAUGUGUGAAUGUUAUGACUACUUGUUUGAUAUCGCAGUGCAGAUGAAGCAGCACGGACUAGAUCCUUCAAAACAUCCAGCAGGAGAAAAUGGGAUCUUGUAAAUGUCAACAACAUUUAUACUCAGGUUUCUCACAUGAUGAUGGGAGUUCCAGCUUUCACCCCACACUAUUGAAGCCAGAAGGGGGUGCUGAUCCUCAGCUGAUUGACAAAUGUCAGCAGGAACUUUUAACUCCUAAAUGCACCCAAGAAUUAAAGGAGCGUUAAAAAAAACCCAACUACUGAACAAUCAUUGCAAUUUACAAGUCCUGUUGAAUGCCACAGUAGGAGGAAUGAAAAUCCAGAUGCAAAAAGACUUUGGAAAAAUUUGGAGAACUAAUAUCACGUUUUGGUUUUGUGCCUUAAAAAUAUGCAUUUCAACAACCUGCAUUUGUUGAUCCUGCACUAAUGCUACAUCAUUUAACGUGAAAUAAAUCUGCAUUUCUGAAAGUUG